Molecule: messenger RNA, 1560 nt
Organism: Neoarius graeffei (lesser salmon catfish)
Lineage: Eukaryota; Metazoa; Chordata; Actinopteri; Siluriformes; Ariidae
Gene: drc3
Product: dynein regulatory complex subunit 3
Exons: 12
Coding region: 1-1560 (519 amino acids)
Molecular function (GO): protein binding
Source: RefSeq, a predicted model, not a curated record
AUGAAUGGGCUAUAUGAUAUAAAAGAAUCCAGUGUAAUUGAUGAGGAAAUGCUGCAAAAGGCAGUUGAGGAGCAGGGCCCUCAAGAGCAGGCUGGGCGUAUAGCCAAAGAAGAGGGCUUAAAGUACGACAAAGUGACUCAACUGCGCCUGGACUACAGAAACAUCUUAAAGAUAAACUAUUUAUGGCAGUUUAUAUCUCUAACCAAGCUUCAACUCGACAAUAAUAUAAUUGAGAAGAUUCAGGGAUUAGAAACGCUCACUAACCUGGUAUGGCUUGACUUGUCCUUCAAUAAUAUUGAGGUGAUUGAAGGGUUGAAUACACUCCUGAAACUUCAGGACCUGAGUUUGUUCAACAAUCGCAUUUCUGUAAUAGAGAACAUGGACACACUUCAAAACCUGCAGAUCCUCUCCGUUGGUAACAAUUUAAUCUCGCAGCUUGACAAUGUAAUAUACCUAAGAAAGUUUAAAAACCUGCGUACGCUUGACCUUGCUGGAAAUCCAGUCUGCAAAGAUGAAAACUACAAACAUUUUGUGGCUGCGUACCUGUCAGACCUGGUUUACCUCGACUACAGGCUACUAGAUGAACAAACUAGAGAAAAAGCACAGUACCAGUAUCAGAGUGCAAUUGAGAAGAUACAACACAAUGAACUGCAGGAGCAGAAAGCAACGGAGACUCAGGAAAAAAUGGAACAAGAUCUUCAGCUGCAUAAGGAUGCAUUUGUGGAAUAUUUGAAUGGGUCUCAUCUAUUUGACAGCAUGUUUGUGGAUGAUGUUGAGGCAUCCAAGUUGACACACCUUCCUGGAGUUGCUCCAUUCCUGGAAUCAUACCAGAAACAGUUGGCGGCAUUGUGUAUGCAGAUUUUUGAAGCAGGUUUAACACAGCAUACUCAAAGGCAGAAUGAGGUAGAAUGCUUCUUCACCUGUUUCCAAAAGGCCAGGGCUGACAAUCAGCAAAGAGGAGCUCAAAUAGUAGCGGACUUUGAGAGGUCCAGGAGACAGGUGAUGGUUGAGAUUCAGCAGGCCGAAGACCACAGUUUGUUGAAGGUCAGAGUCGGAAAUGAGAUCAUGCAGCUUCGUGACACUCUCCUGACCCUGGAGCUGCAACUAGUGGCUCAGUUAGAGGACAUCAUUAAAGAGUUUGAGAGAAACAUCACAGACAUGGUUGGAGGGUUUGCCGAAUACGUGCAAGGCAUAUUUGCUCAGUGUCGAGAUCUGGAGACUCACCAUCACGAGAAAGUGCUUGACAUUGCUGUGGCAACACUGGACAGAGUGGCGAAGAAUGAACCGGGGGAGGAUUUGUCUGAUGUCAUGCACUUGCUCUUUGUAGACAAAGACACGAUGAUCAACACGGUCAACGCGUCACAUGACACACACCUGCUGAAGAUUGACAACAGAGAGGAUGAGCUUUUGACACGGCUCAGUGGCUGGAAGAGUGCAGUAAUGAAGUCGAUACAUGAUGAUGAGGUUAAAAGGAAUCGCAAACGCAUCUCAGAAAUCCAUAAAUAUGUUGAUUAUUCUUUGGAGAAGCUCGAGGAGACACUAUUGCCUGAUGACCAGUAG